GAGUACUUUCACUUUUGAUAUCGGAUUUACACGGAUCUCGAUCUCGAUCUAAUAAAGAAGCGGCAGACGAUCAUUCAGCUGGAGAUUGGGACAAAGAAAACAUCUGUAAAGCUUCUUCAGUAUAGUUGUUGAAAAUUUUGUAACUUUCCGAACGCAAGCGACCAUGUCUACAUUUUUACUGUUAAGCCAGUUAUCCCAAAGAUCAAAUCUUCUUGAUAAUUCGUCAUCCACGGAAGACGACCAAGAUAUAGAAAUUCGCCCCAUUCUGAAAUUGGAGCGAGAGAAAAGUGACGACAAAACAAACGAAGUGUUGGAGAAGAAAAAAGAAAACAAGAAAGUGAAGAAAUCUGAACAAGAGAAUGUCAGCCAGAGAAAGAAAACCAGUUCUUGUACAGCACAGAGACGCAUGGCAAUACCCAAGCGAAACAAAGGCACACAGACGAAAACAAAGACAGUAAUAGACGGAAACGCUGUAAACGAUCCUGUUAUUUCCGUAAGAAAUUCCAAAAUGAAUAUGCAAAAAUUUUGCAGUGUGAUGCAAAUAAAGAAAACAAGAGCUGGAAACUUGAAGUUCUUUACGGGCUGUGUCCCAAUUUUCUUAAUGUGUGGAUCAGAGGAAGUUUUGGUUUCAAAGAAUGAGAAUAACGCCUAUGCUUUUAUAUUAAUUAGCGAAAUUGGCAAUAUUAUGGCCAUACUUACAGAUUUUCUUCUUUCUGGACAUUACCUUAUAAACAGAUUCUUUCCUUCAGGACCAUUAACUUCAUGUACACGUGAGUUUGCAAAAGCGUUUCCCGAGAGUCGCUCAACAUUGCAAGUGGUGACACUGUCGCCAUAUUUAUCUUCAACGACAGACCCGAUGAAUGGUCACCAUUUUGUAAUGGUAGGUCACAUGAGAGACAACCCGGUUCAUCGCAAUCAUGAGGAAAAUACGGACCUCAAAAAAGUGAUUGAUGAGUUUGAGAUGUCAAACAAAUGUGAAGAUGAAGGAAGUUGUUUCGAUGCCUCGCUAGCGCGCAAUAGAUGCGAUCACUUGUAUUACUGCAUGAUUAUGUCAGUAAUUAGAAAGAUUAAACCACAGCUUCAGACAAGGAAAACAAAAUUUCAAAUGAGGAUACAAUUUGUCGACGAGUUAAAGAUGAAACAGAAGAAGAAAAAAUCUGGUGAACCGCAGAAAGAAGAGGAUGCUUUUGAAUGGGAAGGUAUUGACAAGGAGGAAUGUAAAGCCGGAAAAGCAGAAAAUAUGAAUGACCCUUUUAAAAAGGAAUAAUCGUAUUUGAAUACAUACUUACAUACUAUCGUAUUUUUAAUGAUAGUGAGCGGUGGUGGUGAGACAGUUGAAUUUCUCUAAAAGUUUUGCAAAUUACCAUUUAUAUGAAAAGAGAAUCGUUACCGUUAAGUGUCUGUUGCACAUUUGUUGAUUUGUUAAUUCUGGGAAUGUGAAAUUUCUAUAUUGUCAAGAAGUUAUCUUGGGUUGUGUGUAAUUUUGAUUAAGUUUAGUGUAAUUUGUAUUGUGAUCAACAGGAGUAUGUCUCUUGCAAUAUUACGAUUUGUAACAGUCUUGUAUACACGAACUGUCUGCUACACGUGUUCAACACCAUCCAAUGUUGUGAUUUAUCCUUCCUGUUAGUGCAUUACGAAAUAAAUGCUGUUACAUGUUUCCAUA
This is a messenger RNA of Ostrea edulis (European flat oyster), 1663 nucleotides long. RefSeq lists its product as uncharacterized. The coding region runs from base 164 to 1267 and encodes 367 amino acids. The transcript has 3 exons. The record is from RefSeq and is a predicted model, not a curated record. NCBI's taxonomy places the organism in Eukaryota, Metazoa, Mollusca, Bivalvia, Ostreida, Ostreidae.